CGUUUACGCACCGGCGGCAGGCUGCGCUCAGAAGCGAGCGCAAUGACAUAAACGAAGCCCAGGAACUAUCCAAGUCAAACACAAAAAAACCUGCCCCACUGAGCGGUUCAAGAUGGUUUUAGAGACUAUUUCAAAGAUAAUAAAAAUCCAACUUCCAGCCUACCUCAAGAGGCUUCCGCUUCCGGAGACAAUCGGCGGCUUUGCACGGUUAACAGUGUCUGAGUGGCUCCGGUUGCUGCCUCUCCUGGGUAUCCUGGCUUUGCUGGGCUAUCUGACCAUUCGCCCGUUUCUGCCUAAGAAAAAGAAACAGAGAGACUGCCUGAUCAACCUGAAGAUCCAGAAGGAGAACCCAAAAGUGGUCAAUGAGAUAGACAUCGAGGACCUGAACAGCACAAAUGUGUGCUACUGUCGCUGCUGGCGCUCCAAAACUUUUCCUGUCUGCGAUAAGUCACACUUAAAGCACAAUGAGCUAACUGGAGACAACGUGGGACCGCUAAUACUCAAAAAGAAGAUACUAUAAUCAACCACUGAUGGGAGUUUUCUUCUAAUCUGUCCGUAAUUUGUUGUCUUGGUCUAUUCUUGGUGUCAUAACUACCGAAAAUGAAAAAAAUUCCACUGCAUUAGUUUCUAAAGGCUGUGUUAUAGCUUCUUCAUUGGUUUUCUGCAGUUAAGGUGUUUUGUUUUUUUUUUUCAUGACCCCUUUUUCAUUGUUCACUUUUGCUGAUUAACCAAGCAGCCUUUUUGUGGGUGUAAAAUCACUUCUAGUCAGCCUGGAAUCAAUCACAAGCCACUGGGACCACUUUCAGGGCAAGACUUGAAACACAAUUGCAGCGACUUUAUGAUGACUUUCAAAGAUCUGAACCCAUCAGAGGAGACAUUUUCUUUCUUUCUUUUUUUAAGUAGCUGUUAAAAUGAAAUGCCUAAUACUAGUUCCACAUGUAAUAAUUAUAAUUUUGUACUCUAUGUCUUCAUUUUGUUUGUUUAUUAAAUUGUGGCCUUUAUUUUUCUUUCUCCUUCUUUUGGUCAGUCUGUUUGCCAAAUAUUCACAUAGUGUCCUCACUGUAAGGAUGUGAAAUAUGAUCUUGUAAGUUAUUGUGAGCAUGGGAGGCUACUUUUUGUUUUGUUCAUGGCUUUUAGGCAUUUGAAUGUUCCAUUUUGUAUUUGAUUGUGUUGCCUACCAACAUUUCAUACCACUGCACGGUUGAGUAAUUUCCAGUUUUAUGCAGUUUUAACCUCUGUAGCCUAAUGAGGUUUGAAUACUUCUGCAACUUAAGAUUUUUGUUCCGUUUCAUUUUGACUUCUGUAUCGUCAAAACCACUGUAUAUAGCUGACUUCUUACUGGAGUUUCCUUUGUAACUCAUCAGCAAUACCACAAACAUAAAUGGCUUGUAUCAGAUCUGUA
Molecule: messenger RNA, 1402 nt
Organism: Acanthochromis polyacanthus (spiny chromis)
Lineage: Eukaryota; Metazoa; Chordata; Actinopteri; Pomacentridae
Gene: cisd2
Product: CDGSH iron sulfur domain 2
Exons: 3
Coding region: 113-520 (135 amino acids)
Biological process (GO): autophagy of mitochondrion; regulation of autophagy
Cellular component (GO): intracellular membrane-bounded organelle; mitochondrial outer membrane
Molecular function (GO): 2 iron, 2 sulfur cluster binding
Source: RefSeq, a predicted model, not a curated record